Messenger RNA from Xyrichtys novacula (pearly razorfish), 7439 nucleotides. NCBI's taxonomy places the organism in Eukaryota, Metazoa, Chordata, Actinopteri, Labriformes, Labridae. The record is from the annotation of a GenBank genome assembly.
AUGGCAACCUGUCAGGGGUGGAGACUGAAACGCUAUGGUCGUUUCAUCCCUGGUUCAGGAGAAAAAGGAGGAAAACCGUGGAAGGUAACUACUGUAUAAGCAUUUGUUUGAGAAGUUUGCCAGGAGUCAGUCCCGACGUUAAGAAGCUAGCUCACUACUACUGGGGGUUGUCCAGCUUCAAUUAAUCCAAUAUAAAUCGUAGUUUCGACGCUAGCGGUAUAGUUAUUGCAAGUAUACUGAGUCAUGAUACAGUCAUAGAGUUCUAAUUCAUUAUUUUUCAUAGUUUAAUAAAGUUUUUUUCUGCUAGUUACAGUACCUCUGGGUCUGUGCGGCCUUAUGACUGGGUGAGGCCUCCCAAGCUUCACCCUGUAGUUUUCAGAGGAGCCCGGGGUACAAGUCGUUAAAUGUAUCAAGAUCCCAGCCCCUUCCUCUUAACAGGAAAUUUACGGCAGAGCGGUUCAUUUCUGGGUAGUUUACUAAAACCAUCUACGGUUUCCUGCAUCUGCUGGGGCUUGGGGAGUGUGUGGUAGGCCUAGCUAGUGCACGCAUACAGGUGAGCCACCUGGCUAGCGAGCUAGCGUUGCUGUUUCUGGGCUUCAGUAGUGGGAUCACAGGAGUCGCGUUUAGCCUCCAUGUACAAGUGGUUCAGUGGGAAGGAAACAGCAAACAGGUAUUGUUGGUUACGCAUUUGCCCUUCUGUGUUGUGUAUGACCAGGAUUGAGUCUUUCAAUACGUGUUCAGUGGAGAUAGUCAGCAUGUGUGUGUACAAAACCGUUUAUUUGUUUUAACUACAAUAACAAGCGCCGAUAUGGUAUCACCAGACCACUUAUAAUGUAAAAGUACAGGCUCCAUAAUUAAUUGUUGUAAUAUACCCUUCAACUCCAAUGUUUGGAGUGAUAUUGACUCAGGGCCUAUAUAAGGUGAAGUUAUUGAAUAUUUUGCAGUAUCUUCUGUCAGUAUUUUACUUUGUAGAAACUCUCUGCUCACUGAAGUCAUGGCUGGCUGUGCAGAGAAGCUUGUUCUUAGGAGCCAAAAAUUAUGAUAAAUUUAUUGUCAUGCGUGAAAAUAGGUGCAAAUGAGGCAAGCAACAUUUUCUUGAUUAAUGUCCUGCUACAAGGUCCAAUAUUUAUUUCACUUAUCAAGAUAAUUUGGACUUGAAAUGUGAUUGAAAGAAGAAGAACUGAGAUGAAUUCACACCAUCCAGAUAGGCUGCUGUCAGGCAGGUAAUGGAAUGCUUAUCAAAAAUUUUUUGAUAAAAGUACUGACUUUAAAAAAAUGGCUUGAUUAGACACAUCUCGUCAUUCUGACACAAUUUGGAAGAAAAGGUUUGCCAGGCUGUAAAAGCUGCAACCGAAUGUUGGGAUUCCUGGUUACAAUAGUUCAUUUUGAAAAAAGGGAAAGCAGCAAAGCCUUAUUAUACAAAGCUGUUACAGGGUUUGGAAACACUGUGGCAUUAUGUUAAAAAUAUAUCAGUUCUCUCUUCUUAUCUCUCUGAGGAGCUAGAAUGAGGAUAAAGUAAAAGUACAGUGAUCCAGGAAGUCAGGAUGAAUACUUUUACUUAUGUUGAAGAGGAAUUUCCGAAAGUCAGGUGACAUUCUGUUUAUUUGUGUUUGCUUGUUGUGAUUUUAUUGUUGUAAAUCCCCACAUCUGGACUGGGUACUCCAGUACAUCUUUGUUGUAAAAUUAUUAUCUCUGGUUGACUUCAGCAUGGAAAAGGAAGUUUUUUUUAUGUUGUCAUACAGGAUGUAUCGGUUAAAGAUUAAUUACUAGUAAUUUGUCUAUAUCUGUAGGUUUUGAGUAAUCAAUUAUUUAUUUUUUUUAAAUGAUGAAAUGUUGGAAAUGCCUGUCUUUCACGAAAAUAUUUAGGAACACAAAGUUUUACAGUAUUGUGUACAACAUUAAAGCAGGAAAGAAAGUUAUACCUCUUAUAUUACAGAAACUCUAAAAAUGUAAUGUUUUAUCAGCUUUUGUCUUCAGUUAUGGAGGCUGACCAAUUAAAACUUUGUGUGAGCUGUUAUAAUUGAGUUGAACAGCUCUGAGAUGAUUUGUGAAAAUGGACAGACAUUUAAGUGAGGAUUGAGUGAAGGACCAUACCUUCACAAACCACAAUAGUGAAAUCUAUUAAAUAAAUAUGGCCAUCAAUAACUUCAUAAAGGACGCAUCUGCCUUGUGAGAAACAUCUUUAUUUUUUUACAGCACCAGCAAUCAGGUUUCAUUUAGGACUGAAGAGAACCUAGCAUGACCUCUGACCACUCUACAGCUUUGCAUUGCCAAUUGUUACUACCAGGACACUCUUGUAUAAGAGAUUUUCAACUUAGUGAGUCUUCUCGAGUAAAGUUGAAAUAAAAAAGUCUCUUCUCUUCACCAGGUGUUUGAGGCCACUGGCAAUAAACCAGGAAUUUUUCUGCAAAUUUUGGAAUCUGGAUACCUUCUGGUAUUGCAAGGGCAGGAAUGCUUGGUAAGUUGACUGUGUGGUUGUAUAACCAUUUUUUUUUUCAUUUUUUAUUUUUUUUUAAAAUGUAUUUUCACUGUAUCGGCAAUAACACAGCACCUGAGGCGCUCUGUUUUAGAUCGGUCUGAUUCUGAUUUUUGUGGUGUAAUUAUAUAUCCAAGAAAGAAAGACAGACAGACAGAAGGAAAGCGCUAUUUUGGGCUUCCAGUCUGGAUGUGCAAAAGAAGUGGUUCAAAGUGUCACAAGCAAAAGUUAUUUGAAUGAAUUUCAUUGAAAAAAACUACUCACCGUUGAUGUGAGUAUUUAAUAAAUUAGAAGGGGUUAUUAUACAGUAUACAGAAACUAAUGUAAAAUAAACCUUUACCAUCUUUACUUUGGACUCCAGCAGGUGUCAUUGCUCCAGACUCUUGAGCUCAAGCCUUUGGAUUGAAACUCUGUAAUUUAAAAACAAACAUGGCUGUGAGGAGUAUUUCUGAAAAUCACUGAAGGCUGCAGCUGCAGUUGUCAGGCUCUGUGAGUCACAGUUGUCAAUAUUAGUCGUCAUCAACCUCAUGAAGGAAACAUUGAGUGAAUGCUAUACUUUUAUUAGAUACAGUGUGACUCAGUGAGAUUCAUGAAGAAGCCAGGGCUCUUUCGUCUCACUAUUUUAAUGUACAGAUAGGAGAAAUGGGAAUAUUUUCAAUGAAUAGGAUUCAGAUUCUAGACUUAAAUGCCCCUGCUCUUCACCCUCCCGUCGGUGAUGCUGGGGUACCUUUGAGGACAAGAGGAUCCUGUGAUGCAUGAUAACUACAACCAAUCAUCUGUGAUUUUUUUCACUCGUGAAAAUGUCAGUCAGUAUAAAGUCUUUGUACUGAUGGUUUAUAUUUGAUCAGUUUUACAAACAUGUCUUCAAACAGGUGCAUUUUAACUAACCCUCACUCUAUACAAAAACUGUACAGAAAGGGGAAAGGGGCCUGUUACUAUUUAGACAGAUAAAAACUCACUCUUAGUUUAUGCCUGUAAACUGAUAAAAUGUAAAUAAUAAUAAUAAUGUUAGUGAGUUUUAUGUAUUGUUCGAUAACACUGGGGUUAAGACUGAGAUGCUUGUUGUGAAGUCCUUUAAGGAUAACUUGAGAGUUUAUUUUAAUGUGUAAAGCAGAAAUCUGCUUUGUUGGUUAAAGGUCAGGGUGAGCUCUGUUAGUUAUUCUGCCCAAGAGCUUGACAUUUUCAGCUCAAAUCUGAGGAGCUGUGACCAGAUUAUUUGGUCGGUUCAAGUCAUAUAUUCCUCAUAAAAAUUUUGAGUACUGAUUUAAAAUAUGUUUAAGAACAUUAGCCUCAGUAAACACAGGGUAAACAUUUGCUUAGGACAAUAGAACAUUUCAUCUCUGUACAACUAGAACCAGAAAUCCUGAAAUUCUACACCAAAAAUAAUGAAAAUCACUGUGUGAUCAACCAACUUCUGUAGCAGCUGACCUGUAGGCAUGUUUCACUGCAAGGCCUGGUUUCUAAAAUGCUGGAAAUCACUACCACAGGGCUUUGUACAAGUUAUUGUGGCCAUUAGACAGAAAGUUAACUACCUGAGCUGCAGACAAGAGAAAUUUGGGGGCUAUUCAGUGUCUUAUUAAUGGAGCUCUGGCAGGUGACACAGCUAUCUUGCUGUGCCAGGGUGCAGAGCGAGACAGGUAUUCAGGUCAGGCUGCAGAGAGCUUUCACCAGGGAUGAUAGACUGGUCUAUUAUAGAUUGGUGCAGUGAAUACUCAACUUUCAAUGCAGAGAGCUUUGGCCUAUAGGUUACAUCAUCAAGUCAGAAGGAAACUUUUGGAAAUGUCUUUGAACGAAACAUAAGUUUUCUGUGUCAGAAGAACCAAAGGGUUUUCUCCUGAGCCUUGGCGCUCUCCUUAAAAAAUGUAUAUCAUGACUUGACAGGCAUCAUCCACAAAAAUGAGUUCAGCCCCCUUGUAAAAUGCAUAUGGAUCUGGCAUUAAUUCUUACCUAACACGCAACAGAUGGUGACUACUUAAAAGGAAACCAACCAGUUAAGUGUUUGAGAAACAUGUUGGCCCACUAUGUACCACCAGAGAAGCUUUACUUGUUCUUGGCAAAGCUUCAAGACACUACUGAAAGAAAGAAACUGCAUCCUGUAAAAAGUUUCCCCACAUCUCACAUGAUGAUGAUGAUGAGGAGGAGGAGCGCUGUGCCAUCGCUUGCCAAAAAUCCACAGGCCAUGAAACAUGAUCCUCAUCACUGUUAGACCGACACAUUUAACAACCCCUGUAUGGUCCUGUAUGGAAACAUCUAUUAACUUUGUCCUUAUAGAAGUUUACACUCUAAAUAGUGUGCCUCAAUUGAAUUUAUAUAUAUUAAUACGAUAUAUAGAUGGAAGUUGUAUGUUGCACAAGUACAACAACUCCCUGGUAGGCUGGUACAGUGUCAUUGUUUCAAGGACAGCUCUGUUUUCAUUCUCUGAUAACUGAUUGAGGAGUCAGAAGAAAUGUGUUCAUAAAGCACAUCCAAUAAAUAAACAGGUCCUCGUGAAGAGCUAUUGUUCGUAUGUGUGCCUUUUUGAUUGUUUACAUUUAAUAGCUUACACCAAGCUUCAAAGAUGGUGUUGCUGGGUAAACAGAGACCCCUGCAGACAGUUUUAGGUAACUGUUUUUUCCUGUGUCAUCUUGAUAAAACUAUAAUGUCUUUUUAUCUGUCUAUGAAUUGAAUCGUGUGUUUGCAUGGGUUGAUUAGAUUAGAUUAGAUAAGAAUAGAUGAUAUUGAACUUCAUUGAUCCUAAUGGGAAGGUUCCCUUCGAAAUCAAAAGAGCAUUUAUGAAACAUUUACUUAAAUUUAGCUUGACUUGGUGCAUUUUAAAGGAGAGACCUUAAAUAAUUUCAAAUAAAAAAACUCUAUUUUGUAUGUAAUAAGAGAGUUCAUUUAGCAUGAAGUUGGAAAGAUCUGUCUUCUUUCUGUAAAUGAAUGUUUUUGCUUCUUUUUUUAGGAUACAGUGCCUCUGCUCUGUGCCUCAGGUUCUCUCAAAGUGCACCAGAAGUCGGAUAACCUCAUGUUUCAAUUUAUUGUGGGGGUGAGUCAUGAUAUAUAUUGAAAUUCAAAAGUUUUAUAUUUGCCAAAUAUCUUUGCCUAUGGCUGAAUCUCUGAAAUUAAAUCAUUAUUUUACAAAUAGAGAGGAAAAUUAAACACCUCCAGUGUGUGUUUUUAAUUAAUGAAUAUGAUCUUAACUUUGGUUGUCAACUAUUAAUAAAAACAAAUUGCUGUUGAAGACAGUACUCUGAUUAAAGUAAUGUGUUAAGACUCCCUGCUCCCUGAAUGUAUUUGUGGCCUCCUGUAGGGAGAGAGCCGCAUGAUGAGGAUGCAGUUUGAUGGAAGUAGCAAACAAGAGGCCGUCAAGGAGUGCACCAGUGCUGUGGAGAAACUAACGGAGUACAUACCUGUCACUACACAGAAAGACACCCUGCCGCCCUCUAAUCAGACUCUUGCUGGGAAGUCUGCACCGGUGAAACAGGUUGCCUGCUUUAUACUUCAAGGAAUAAAAAUGUAGUAUUUUAUCCAGAGUUGAUGUACUGCCCAAGUGUUAUGUAUAUUCAGUGUGUAGCUUGUAGGUAUCCCAAAUUUGUGGCUCUAAAAAAGGUGUAAGCUUGAACGUGAGAAUCUGGUUUGUGUCUGUGAGGAAUCUCUUUUACCUGCAUCAUCUGUAUGAUGUUCAAUGUCUCUGUUCAUCAUGACGUGUUUUAUUAAAGAAAAAUAUCUACAUUUUUCAGAUUAAUACAUUAUAAAGUCAUAAUUGAUUUUUUGAGCAACAGUAUUGUCACAAUGCUGUGGUGAACUCCACAAACCCACACAAUAUUAUGCACACUAGAUGGUGCUAUUCACAAUACUGUGUUGUUCUCUGUGGUGAUACAGAGGCCACACCAGGUGGACUGAGAUAAUGUGUGUGCUGCAUAGGAAUCAAUAAUCAAUCAUAACACAUUAUCUGGUGUAGAAAUAUUCCACUUCUUAAACACACUCAAAGACAGGAACAUAAUUCAGUAGUUAAAUUGAUUUUUAAAAAUAACCAAAUUGGCACACAGUAGAAAAGCCAUAGAAAAAUAAUUCUCUGUUUAGACUUUGACUGUCCAAUUAUUGAGCAUGAAAACAAACAGUUUUGCCCCAAUCAUAAAAUAAUGGUGCAAAUCAGUCAUGCAAUACAACUCAGUCAAAAUGAAUGACUUACUGAAAAAUUGCAAGUGCUUUAUUGUACGAUUGUGAUUUAUUUUCUUUUGAGUCUUUAUUUUUGGUACAUUUAAACUGAGAGCACAGUUGAUUCUGAGUAAAACGCGUAUCCAGCCACCUUGCUAACAGCAUUCAGCAUGAGGGACUGAGAAAGGAACGGACCCUGCCGUGGGUCUGAAUGUGACCUUUAGUGAACAGACCCUCUGAAGGAGUUCACAGUGCAGAUGAAAGGGCUUUGAGGACUGGAUAUCUUUCAAUUAGUAAUGAAGCCAUAGAUUGGCCUCUUAACCCUGUGGUGUCAUGCCAUGUUCGUCACAUCUCUGUUUCUUCUUCUUUCCUGUGUGAUUGUGUGUCAGCAGACUUCGCAGGGGAAGGCUGCAGGAGCUGAGCCUGAAGUUGUCAAAGGAACUCUGUCCAUCAAACGUCUUACCCAGGUAUCACUGUGUAAAAGUGAGACAUAACCUCAAACAACAUUUACAACCUCAUUAAUAUCAAUGUUCUCAUCAAUUUUAUAAGAGGUGCAGGUUGCUCAGUAGGGUCACAUCCUUAAAAAUUGUGAAUGCUUACAUGAUUUGCUCUAACAGCUGUCUCUUCAUUUAUACUGAUGCAUUUAUUGGACUUUCCUCAGCACUUCAUAGGAGGGACUGCUUUGACUCUGCCCCGAGUCUAUCACCCCAGCUCUGUGGCCCAGCUUGACCUGGAGCCCGUCCUGCGUAUGUGUCUUCUUGAUCCCAGCUUUCCUGCGUUUGUGGAGAAUGUGGAGGGGGAGCUGAAAAAACUGCUUGCAGAGUAA